AUGACUCUACAUGAGCGAUGGCAUUGGCAGGUUUACAUAACCUUGAUUGCCAUGACUGCGUUUAUAAUCCCAGCAGCGAUCAUCAUCUCUUGCUACACGAUUAUCAUUUGCGUGAUCUGGGGGAAAGGCAGGGGUCUAAACAGGAAUCAGUCAUCCGAUAGUGACGACAACAUCCAAACUACACAUCGGACAAGAAAUAAAGGCAUCAUUCCGCAGGCAAAAAUUAAAACGGUGAAGAUGACGCUCAUCAUUAUACUCGCCUUCGUGACUUCCUGGUCUCCCUACUUCGUGUUCAAUCUUGUUGACGUGUACAGGGAUAUUAACACAGUGACAUCACAGACACAAGUCGCUGUAACGGCUUUUAUUCAAAGUCUUGCUGCGCUAAAUUCGGUGUUAAAUCCAAUCAUCUACGGAAUAUUCGGAACACGAAUAUGCUUAUAUAUAAGGAAGCUGCCUAUUCUGAAAAACCUUGGUGGUUGUGUGUGUAAAUGCCGCAUUAAGAGACAGGUGCUUGCCCGGUCCAAUCUGCAGUGUAGUAAUGGCGGAGGAGAUGGGUCAUCUGGAACGUUUUUAUCUGUCAAAUCCAAAACAAGUGCCACUUGGAAGUGCCUUAAUGGACUUUUUCACAAUAGGAAAUGUGAUUUCAAUAACGAUGAAAAUGAAGUUCCGCAGAUAUUGCCACCCCAGAGGAAACUUUGCCAGCGAAGACCCUCUGGGCUACCAUUGGCAAACAGAAAAAUGACUCCAUCUGAACGUAUAUUGCUUGAAACAUUCCGUGAUGAGAAGCGUCAGAGUUCAAGCACAUUUGAUAACGUGAGUGACGCUAACGGUUCAGCAGAACAAGCCUUAAAUACACAUGUAUAUGUGAGCCAGUAA
Molecule: messenger RNA, 876 nt
Organism: Dreissena polymorpha
Lineage: Eukaryota; Metazoa; Mollusca; Bivalvia; Myida; Dreissenidae
Product: cardioacceleratory peptide receptor-like
Exons: 5
Coding region: 1-876 (291 amino acids)
Biological process (GO): G protein-coupled receptor signaling pathway
Cellular component (GO): membrane
Molecular function (GO): vasopressin receptor activity; neuropeptide receptor activity
Source: RefSeq, a predicted model, not a curated record